Molecule: messenger RNA, 3860 nt
Organism: Bolinopsis microptera
Lineage: Eukaryota; Metazoa; Ctenophora; Tentaculata; Lobata; Bolinopsidae
Exons: 2
Coding region: 57-3557 (1166 amino acids)
Biological process (GO): activation of adenylate cyclase activity; hormone-mediated signaling pathway; adenylate cyclase-activating G protein-coupled receptor signaling pathway
Cellular component (GO): plasma membrane
Molecular function (GO): G protein-coupled peptide receptor activity; protein binding
Source: RefSeq, a predicted model, not a curated record
UAAUUCAAGGAUUGAAUUAGCUAAAUUCUAAAGAUCUCGACUUAGGUGGAACAAGAAUGGAUGUUAAACUUUCGAUCGCACUACUAAUCGUCUUAGUUCAGGGCAUCUUCUGUCAAGGUGAGUUCGAGAUAAAGUGGAGAUCUGACGGGAGAUGUGGUACUCACUAUCCUCUACCUGAUGGCAGUCCUGCUGAGUGUGAUCCUGAUGGGGACAUCCCGUGUUGUGACCACACUGGAAUGAGUGGAAAGUGUGGUAAUACAACCAAAGAAUGUUCUUAUCCGGGCAGUGUUGAUUACAGGAUUGUGGAUGAAUUGAGAAAAUCAAGAAAAUAUUGUACAGUUACGAUGGUAGGGGGCUUCCUCAAAAAUGCAUGUUUUGAUGAAAAGAAGAAAAAAUACUACUUCAAGUGUACCCACUCUGAUGUGUACUUUAACCAGACCUGGAAGGGUCAUUUCGAGGGCGUUACUGCAGUUUGUGAGAACGAUCCCCACGUGUAUCAGGCGUGUGGGUUUAAUACACAAAUAACAAACACAGAUGUGCUGUGUGGAGGCUUAUUUUGCAACAGGAAGUACAUCAAAUGUGAUAAGAACUGUAGUGUAGAUAAUUAUUGCCCUGUAUCACAAAUCAAUAAAACGCCUGACCCACAAGAGUACCCUGCUGCUAAUUAUGCUACUACUGCUUAUUAUGCUACUACUACUCCUAGAAAGUACUCAACAACAGAGCUCUGUGAUGAUAAAUGUGACGACACUCAUAGUCAUAAUUGUAUAGAUGAAAGUGACUGUAACGGGUAUAAAUACGGAAUUAACUGUACGUAUUUAUACCCGUAUACGGAAAACAAUUCUCUUUCUGUAUACCGGAUAUGUGACGGAUACAAGGACUGUAAAGAAGAAGAGGAUGAACAGGACUGUAACGUUACUGAAAAUACCCCCCACUCUUGUACACAUUACCACAGUAAAGUGCGGUAUAGCAAGACUAACACAGUACCAAUAUUCAACUAUACUAGAUGCUCUGCAUUUGAUAUAACGAGUAUAUAUCAUUAUAAGAGAAUAUAUCCGUACUGUUUGAACUAUUCAGAUCAAACUAACUGUUCUGAUAUAGAGCGAGUAGGGGGGUAUUGUGAUAUUAAUGGGUAUAACUCUAGUGUUUCUAAGUACGUGUUGUGUUAUGAUUAUGAUGAGCGUUUAGGAUCAGCAGUAAAGAUAUGUGACGAUGACCUUCAAAACAACUGUUUAUCACCAUCUACUUCCACUGAUUGUAGAGUACACAAACACAGGAUGUGUGACGGAGUGUGGGAUUGUACUGAUGGAAGUGACGAACUUCAUGACAUGUGUGAAUACAUGACGAAGGAAUUUCAAUGUUUACGAAGGUUUAGCUUUAAAAUAAGUAUGAAGGUCGGAAUACCAGUUACUUGGAUAAUGGACAAAGUGGUGGAUUGUAUGGAUGGAAUGGAUGAACAGGUUGAAAUUGAGGACUCACGUUUCUGCGGCAACAAAACUGACAAAGCAUAUCGUUUAAAACAAAGUAAUGAAACUUGCAAGAACGUAUAUCUGUGCCCGAAAGGUGAUGAACCAUACGUUCAAUUAGAACAACUUUGCGACGGAUUGGAGUCGUGUGGUGACGGUGCAGAGAAUGAGGUUUGUAGGAUCGCUAGAGAUUUCCCACCUAUCAAUGAUACAACUCUAUAUCAAGGAUCAAGGCGAGAUAUAUGCGAUGACUCUAACUGUGAAGUGAAAGAAUUCAUACAACCCUGGAUUGGAGAUGUAUUCGGAAUAACAAAGUUUGAGUUAAUUGUUCCGACCUCUAAGGUUAAUUGUAGCUAUUUGUUUGGUGAAUAUUAUCUGUUUCUCAGUUGCAUGGAUCUAUGUCUAGAUGCUUCAUGUCCUCUAAAUAAAAACAGAUCAUUGUUAUACGAUUCAUGCCCUGGACAAUAUCCUGACCGAAUCUAUACACUUGCUAACAACUCUUUUCUAACGUUUGUUGAAAAGUCAAAGAAAGGCCAAUAUCACCAGGACUAUUUUCAAUGCAACAACAGUAGAUGUGUGGAAUACAAGAAAGUAUGUGAUCUCAAAGAUGACUGUGGGGACAUGAGUGACGAGUUGAACUGUGCAAAUCACAUGAUUUGUGAAGACACUUUAAACUCAACUAAACAUCAGUUCAUUUCGUUAUCGCAGAGAUGUGACGGCAUAUACGAUUGCUUUGACCUCUCAGAUGAAUGCAAUGUCAUUUGUGGGAAAAGGAUACUCGAAAACUUGACACUACAGAUAUUAUCCUGGAUUAUGGGGGUGCUAGCAUCGAUAUUAAACUCGUACACCGUAUUCAGUGGACUAAAAACUAUAAAGCAUAGUAGGAAUGAAUUUAUUUUAGCUAACAAGGCCUUCAUUAGUCUAAUAGGAGCAGGGGAUCUUGUUAUCGGACUAUAUUUAGUUCUUCUGUCUUUCUAUGAUAGUUUUAUAUAUGGAACUGAGUUCUGCAGACAUCAAGCCGAAUGGUUAACCGGAACAACAUGCUCCAUAUUGGGGGUCAUCAGCACAGUUGGAUCACAAGUCUCCCUUUUUGCUAUGACAGCCUUGAGUGUCAUCCGAAUGUUCUGGCUCACUUUCAAGAGUAUUCCAGGCCCUGCAAACAGAAGCUCUGCUGUCAAGCUCACUUUCCUAGCUACGGGAAUCAUCACCGCAUCCCUUGCUAUAGCUUUUAUACCUUUGAUAUCUUCAUUGGAGGAAUACUUUGUACAAGGAAUGUUUUAUGAUCCCAUCUACAAAUUGUUCAUAGGCUUCCCCAACAAGGAGAAACAUAUUAAGGUUCUUCAAGCUUACUACAAUACCACAAACAUCACCAUGGAUUUGACAUGGAAAGAAAUCAGUGAAAAAGUGGACGGUAUAUUCACUCAGCAUGAGCCAUAUGAACUUUUGAGUAGACGUCCAGUCCAUUUCUACGGCAACGAUGGAGUUUGCUUAUACAAGUACUUUGUACGGAGUGACGAUGCAAGAAGAAUCAGACAAUCAGUAGAAAGUGGAGUUAACAUAACUGAUCAUAAAGGAGAUCUUGCAGUUUGGCUGAUGCUUGCUAUGAACUUAGUCUGUAUCAUCAUCAUCACUUCUUGCUACUUAUUCAUCAAUAUCCAAACCAGAAUAGCUUCACGGAGGUCAGGACAGGAUCAAAACCAAGCUGGAGUAAGGGCAAACAGGGCUAUACAGAACAAAAUUGCUAUCAUAGUUGCUACUGACUUCCUAUGUUGGGUUCCCUUUAUUAUAAUAAGUGGUAUGCACAAUAUGAAUUUAAUUGAUGCGACUAAUUGGUACGUUUCUUUUGCCAUGAUAGUUCUUCCCCUUAACUCUGUUAUAAAUCCACUGAUCUACGACAGGAAACUAACAGAGUUCCUCGGAAGAAAGUUGGUGGAAACGAAAUUAAUUAUCAGACUACGUGUAUCCAUGGUUACCGAACUCAUUCCAACAAGGAUCGGAGGCGUACAGAGUGGGAACAAUAUGGUAGAUGUCAUACAAUUGGAACCUUCAAGAGAACAGGAGGUUCGAGAACUUACAAAUCAAACACUAGCUUAAACAGCGAAUCUAUGAAUUUAUCUGAGAAGAAUGAAGGAAUUAUCAAUGGAAAGGAUCAGUCCAUAAUAACAACAAACUUUUCCUAUAUUAUUAUUUUACUAAACUCUUAUUCGAGUUAUGAGAUGAAAACUUUUAUUUAUGUCAUUGAGAGACCCUAGAUCUUUUUUACAUCUUUUAACACUCUGUACUCUUAUUCUUAUCGUAUCUAGACCUUUUUUUCUUUCUUAGCCAGUUUUUCGGUUCUGUUCAUUGAUUGCUUAUUAAGUGUCAAAACAAUGUGGUACAGUUAUCGAUAUCCAAACC